Molecule: messenger RNA, 1248 nt
Organism: Branchiostoma belcheri (Belcher's lancelet)
Lineage: Eukaryota; Metazoa; Chordata; Leptocardii; Amphioxiformes; Branchiostomatidae
Product: leucine-rich repeat-containing protein 15-like
Exons: 3
Coding region: 1-1248 (415 amino acids)
Molecular function (GO): protein binding
Source: RefSeq, a predicted model, not a curated record
AUGCCGCAAUUCUGGUGCACAGUACACCCCAUUGAUGGACAAUGUUUUGCUGGGGUAAAAAGGCUCGGAAUAAGGGGCUACAAGUAUGGGAAAUUAUCAGGGCAAAAACUCUCCGUCCUCAACCCUUCCUCCCUAACGCAUCUUUAUAUCACCAAUGCAGGGAUAAUCGAAUUGGACAACAAAACAUUCGAAGCCUUUUUUAGGCUACAAAGUCUGAAUCUAGACAAUAACUUGUUAACACACAUCCCUAGACACUGGUAUACUGUUGUACACUCCCCGUUUCAGCUGCACAAACUAUCGAUUUCAAAGAAUCACAUCUCAAGUUUAGAUCCGGGGUGCUUUGAAACACUGACUGGCCUUGAUACGUUAGACUUACGGCAUAACUUGUUGCGAGAAGUACAUAGUCACUGGCUGGUAGGGAUGAACAACCUAAGAACACUACUUCUUAGUGGUAACAGAAUCCAAACAAUCCUUCCACAUACAUUCGAUUCGCUGAAACGGCUGCAGCAUUUGGACUUCAGUAACAACGAAUUAGUGUGUCUGCGAAAGGAAACAUUUCUGACUCCAAAAAAACUUUUUAGAGUCGUCCUUGGUGGAAAUAAGAUUCUUGCCUCCAAGUCAGACACUGUGCACAGAAUGCCCUGGCAUGUGGUGCUAGAAAGUUGCGGAUUAUUAGACAUACAUGUAGAGCAAGAUAAUCAUCAGUGGAUACGACUUGAGGCCAACAGCAUGGUUCUACAUAUCAUUUAUGAGCCGUCUACGGACUUGUUUUCUAUUGAUUGGUUCAACACGUUGGCCUACAAGUCUAAGGUGCCGAUCAAUCUGGACUCGUGUAACCCGCUAAGCAAAAUGUAUCGGUUGGGUCACUUUAGAGCUUAUCCUCCGUUUGUUGUCGUAGUGAAGAACAGCGAAGCUAGUGCGGAUACAUCGCCUUUGACUCAAUGUUCUGAGUCAUGGGAAGAGUCUGGUAGUAUUAGUUUUACUUUAAAGGGUGCAUCUAACCUGCAAAUCUAUGGGAUAAAUACUAGUAGUAAGUUACGAGCGACUUCAGCGAAAGUGAAGGCUUUUAGCAUUGUGGCAACCACGACAAAAAAUCGAACAACAACUGACUCUCAAAGUGCAGGCAAGGCCGACGACCCUGGCAGAAACCUUGACACUUCAAGAGUGGCCUGUUUUUCCAUCACUCAUGAUGAGAUGCAAACACCUUAUUUCUUCAACGCAUCAGUGCCAAAGCAAGAGAAGUCGUAA